This is a messenger RNA of Vanrija pseudolonga, 1104 nucleotides long. It is a transcript of the gene TIP4-1, whose product is annotated as putative aquaporin TIP4-1. Gene Ontology annotation, molecular function: channel activity. The record is from RefSeq and is a predicted model, not a curated record. Gene Ontology annotation, cellular component: membrane. NCBI's taxonomy places the organism in Eukaryota, Fungi, Basidiomycota, Tremellomycetes, Trichosporonales, Trichosporonaceae. Gene Ontology annotation, biological process: transmembrane transport. The transcript has 4 exons. Bases 34 to 987 code for a protein of 317 amino acids.
CACCACUCCCUCGCAACAGCACUCACUCUCGCCAUGUCGAAACUCAGCGAAUCCACAUCGCACGGCGCGCCAGUCCAGAUCACCCUCAAGUCGGCGACCGGCUCACACCCCGUCAUCGCGUGCUUCCCGGGCUCCUUUGCGCCCGGCGCGCGCAACGAAAAGCACGACCCAAGGCCGUGGUACCGCUGCCGCGAGUACCUUCUCGGAGGGUGGGGACAGCAUGAAGUGUGGCGCUCUGCUGUCGUCGAAGGCAUGGCGUCCCUCAUGCUCGUCUUUGUUGCCGGCCAGAUCGCGGGCACGCUCAGCGCCUACCAGACAAAGUUUAUCGGCGUGUACAUUGGCGUGUCCAACAUUUUCCUCAUCAGCCUGUUCAUCUUUGCGACGGCGCCAGCGUCGGGCGGGCACAUCAACCCGGUCAUCACGUUCUCCACCAUCCUGUGUGGCAUCUGCCCCGUGUCGCGAGGCGUCCUGUACAUGAUUUUCCAGAUAGCUGGCGCCGCGCUCGCCGGCGGUGUCCUGCGCGGUGUGUGGGGACUGGAGCUGGCAAGGACGUACCACGGCGGCGGGGGCUGCUUCUUCGACAACCACACAACGACUGCUGGACGCGUCUACCUCAACGAGGUCAUGUCCACUUUCUCCCUCCUGUUCCUCUCGUACGGCGUCGGCCUUGACCCUCGACAGGCCGUCCUCUCCGGCCCCAAGUUUGGCCCCUUCCUCGUCGGCGCGUCACUUGGCCUCGUGUCGUUUGCAAGCUCCGGCAUGAUCCCCGGCUAUGGUGGCGCACAGAUGAACCCUGGCCGUUGCUUCGCGUACGCGAUUGCGCAGGGCGACUUUUCGUACCACUGGAUCUGGUGGUUCGGCCCGGCUGUCGGCGGCAUCAUCCAGGCCAUCAUGUACAACUCUGUCCCGCCGUUUCACGCACACGAGUCAAGUGCGCCGGUUGAGACGUCCCCACCUACCGAGACGGAGCGGAGCGGUUCAGUCUAACCGCUGACUCAUGACUUCCGGUUGGGGCGACAACUGUACGCAAUAGUGACGAUAUCGGGAGACCGCACAAGCAUUUACAACAGUAUCCUUUUGGAAUGUAUAAUACGUUGCAUGCCG